AUUCGUCUCGCAAUGAGCACAAACUUAUCCCUUAAAACCGACAAUUCAGGUGGUGAAACGUCCAAAACUACAAUAAUAGGACCGCUCAACUUUGCCAAAGACACAUCACCGGAGCCACCAACAUCGCUGGUCAACGAGCGAGCUGUGCCAUGCAUGUUCUGCAGCAACGUUUACGACUUCCACAGCUGCGAUAAUGGCUCCGAUCAAUAUCUGGCCCAUCUGUAUCUGAUCCAUCGGCUGGUAGUGGCCGAUGUGAAGGAAAUCGCCUGCCUACCCAGCUACUGUUACUUCUGGAAGGAAAAAUUCAGCAACGAACCUGUUGACAAAUAUUGUUCUGCAAUGUUGUUGAACCAGCUGCCCGAUGGUAGUACCAGUUCGCAGAGUGAAAAAUACUUUCUACUCAGUGACGUCGAACCCUUGGAUUAUGAACUACGGCAACGGUUACGGCGCGAGAAGCUCGAGCUAGUACUCACGCGUCACCAGUUUGAACGAACGGAUCGAAAUUUCAACCGUGGCUGCUUAUACUGCCGUGAUUAUCGAUCGGAAACGCGCCCGGAAUAUGUGAGCCAUCUCUACACGAAGCAUUUUCUGCUGCUCGGCAAACCGGAACAUUUGGUGUUUGUAGAUGAACUUAUAGACGUUGUGCAGGAAAAGUUGAACCAGUUGCUUUGUCUGUUCUGUGAAAAGCUAUUCAAGGAUCGACCCACACUAAAAGAGCACAUGCGAAAGAAGGGCCACAAACGCAUCAAUCCUGAUAAUCAUUACUACGACCGCUUCUUUCUCGUCAACUAUCGGCUAAAGCAGAAGCCCGAGUAUGUUCCCAUUGCCAAGCGAAAAGAAGAAAGCCGCGUGUUUGCAUCGGACUCCGAUUCCGAUUCCGAUUGGUCCGAUUGGAAUGGGGAAGAACAGACGACGACGUGUCUGUUCUGUAGCCAUGCCGAAAAUAACAUCGACCGUCUGAAGCAGCACAUGGUGGAAAAGCAUAGGUUUAAUUUUGAUCAAACCGUAGUUAGCAUGAGUUUCUAUCAGCGUGUAAAAGUGGUAAACUUUAUUCGACGACAAAUGCACAUCCGGAAGUGUAUUGGGUGCGGAGAGCAGUACAACGAUUAUGAUAGCUUGUGCAAACAUCUAGAGGAAGCAAAUCAUUUCUUGCUGGACAAGGAAUCGUGUGCCUGGGAUCGGCCGGAAUACUUCUUUCCCACGUACGAGGACGAUCAGUUCCUGUGCCACCUGGAGGAGGUGGAAAAUGAAAAGGAUGAUGAUUUAUCGCAGGAGGAAGGAUCGAUCGUUAUAUCGGAAAGCGUUAAUGCCACUAUUAAUCUCGAUGCCGAAUCGUUGUCACUUGAAAACUUUAAAUUGUAAAAUGCUCUAAAAG
Anopheles maculipalpis is the source of this 1375-nucleotide messenger RNA. Its product is annotated as zinc finger protein 277. Bases 13 to 1362 code for a protein of 449 amino acids. The transcript has a single exon. Lineage: Eukaryota; Metazoa; Arthropoda; Insecta; Diptera; Culicidae. The record is from RefSeq and is a predicted model, not a curated record.